Hydra vulgaris (swiftwater hydra) is the source of this 677-nucleotide messenger RNA. NCBI's taxonomy places the organism in Eukaryota, Metazoa, Cnidaria, Hydrozoa, Anthoathecata, Hydridae. The record is from RefSeq and is a predicted model, not a curated record.
AUGCUUCCUUAUGCUGAGGAUAACAUGCCGCUCUGGAUAUUUCAACAAGAUAACGAUCUAAAACAUACAGCCUCUAUCACAAAGAGAUGGUUCCAAAAUAAUGUUAUAAGACAACUGGACUGGCCAGCACAAUCGCCAGAUUCAAAUCCCAUAAAAAAUUUAUGGAAAAUUGUAAAGGAUGAGCAGUUUGAAAUAUUAUUUUUAGUGCAUGAUCUUCAGCCAUUUGGUGCCAAGCAGUUUAAUGUUAGUCACAACAUUUGGUCAUUAUCAUUUGGGGAACCAAUUCCAGGAGUUGAGAAUCCUUUAGAUGGAACAAAUGUCAGCGCUGAAGCUGGUUCGCUUAUGUAUCAAUACUUUGUUAAAAUUGUCCCCACGGUGUACAAGAAACUUUCUGGAGAGGAAUGUUUGUACUGUAUGAUCUGUCACCGAUGCUUGUUCAAUACACUGAAAAGAGAAGAUCUUUCACUCAUUUUUUAACUGGCGUCUGUGCUAUUAUAGGUGGUGUUUUUACAGUUGCUGGUUUGAUUGACUCCUUGGUCUACCAUUCAGCACGCGCACUCAAGAAAAAAAUAGAAUUAGGAAAAACGACUUGAAUAUGUAUAACGAAAGACUAGUGUAAACUAACAAACAAUUUAGAAUUUUCUACAAACAAGUAUUUAUUACCAUAAAUCAACUCA